AUGGUGACAGAUGAUGAUAAGCAAGGAAAAUACUGUUUGGUGGCUAAAGACGUGUCCAUCCGUCUGCACAAUGAGCUGGACGCUGUGGAGAAGAAGAGAUCUCGUCUGGAGCAGGAGAACGAGGAGCUGAGGGUGAAACUACAGGAUCUGGAGGUGGCCAAGCAGGUCCUGCAAGCGGAGAUGGAGAAGGCCAGAGAGAACUCUUUGAAGAAGAGAGGUGCCAGACCAAACAGCAAACCUGAUAAAAAAGCAUCGCCUCAGCCUCCAGAGGACAGUUCAGACCUUAAGUGCCAGCUUCACUUCGCCAAGGAGGAAUCAGCUCUCAUGUGCAAGAAACUCACCAAGAUGGUUAAAGACAACGAGGCCAUGAGGGAGGAACUGGCAAAGUAUCGCUCUCUGUACGGAGAUGUUGAUGCCUCACUUACUGUCGAAGAGGUCGCCGAUUCUCCUCACACCCGAGAGGCUGAGGUCAAAGUCCACCUGAAACUGGUGGAAGAGGAGGCGAACCUUCUAAGCCGACGGAUCGUAGAGUUGGAGGUGGAGAACCGCGGCCUUCGUGCCGAAAUGGAUGAUAUGAAGAUCCAAGAUUCCCCGGGUGGAGUCGGAAGUCAGCUGCUGCUUUCCACGUCUGAGAAUGUGAUGGAGCUACAGCGCCACCUACAGUUUGUGGAAGAAGAGGCGGAUCUGCUGCGGCGCUCCCUGAUAGAAAUGGAAGAGCAAAACAAGCUGUUGAUGAACGAGCUCAACCACUACAAGUCUGAGCUUCCCGCUGUCACUGAAAUAGAGCCGUUGUCAUCCACAACCAUCACUUCACCCAUGAUCAUCCCUGGUGCUUCUGAAGAUGGAGGAUCUGGUCUAAGCGAAGCCAGCCAUAAAGAACUACUUGCUGCCAGGCUUCAGAUCGCAGAGCUGAACGGCAAAGUAAAGAAGCUCCAGUAUGAAAACCGUGUGCUUCUGUCCAACCUUCAACGCUGCGACUUGGCCUCCAACCAGGGCUCCACACGUCCAGUACUGGAGACUGAUGCUGAAGCAGGGGACUCGGCUGAGUGCGUCCCCAGCCAGGUGCACCGUGAAGGCCCAGUUGGUGACGAGCAGAACGAUAUUCUGGAGGAGAAGAAUCUGAAAGUUUCAGGAACAAGUCACACUCAUACUGCUCAGUGCCUCAGCAUAAAAGACCUUUUCGCCAUCCGCGACCAGGCACAACUUGUUACCUCAGCCAUUCAGCUUCUGACAUCACCCGACCCCUCCUGUAUCUUACCAGAUGCCGUCUAUCAUAAGAUUACGACAGACGAGUCUGCAGAACCAGUUCUGCUAGAGAAGAGCCAGACCCAGAGCUCCACGCUGCCCCUGGUGGAGGCCCUGCAUGGCAGACUGCAGUCCCUCCAGGCUCAGCUACAGGCCCUCAGUGAGAGGGUGGAUGCCUUGGGGCAGCCCCCAGAGAGGGAGCGUGUGGAAGGGAUGUCCCUGAUGCCCCUGUUGUCUGAGGCAGAAGACCCUGCAGCAAAUUGCUCAUGCCCUGCAGAUGCUCAGUUCAACCAGAACACGACCCAACAGAAGCCUGAUUCUAGAGACCAGCCAGAUUGUGAGGUCAAAGUUCACCCGUGCAAGGCAGAGGAGGAGAGCAACAGCCACAAAGACAGCAACAAAGACGAGGAAUCUGAAUUAAAGGAAACAAACUCUGAUCUGCUGACAGAGCAGGUUGGUGAGCUGCUCACUCUGUUGUCUGAGGCGAGAGAGAAGGCUCAGGGAGCACAUGAAGCACUGUCACAGGAGAGACAGGCGCGCCACAACGACACGCAUAAACUCUCUCAGAUUCAGGAAGAGCAUCAGAAGGCUCUCCUCCGCUGUGAUUUCCAGCUGCAGAGUCUGAGCCUGCAGACGCGUCUGCAGCAGAAGCUGUGGAGUCAGGAGAGAAACCUGCUGGUGCAGGAGUCACAGCAGCUCAAAGAGAGCCUGCUCCUCAUCAGCCUCAAGCUGCGCUGGCUCCUCAAACAGUGGAGACUCGGCAAGAAACUAGACACCGAGAGCAAGGAUAUCCUAGAGGUUAACAGCGUAAAAGAUCUUCGUAUCUUGCUUGAGGAAGAUGGCCUGUCUUCCCACUAUGGAGACAACAAGAUGUCAGCUGCUGAGGAGCAGCCACUCAACCCUACACCCAAAGAGCACAGCCUGGCAGAGAAAAGCUGCCCACAGCAGCCUGGUGGAUUCGGCAGUACUCUGUCGGACCUGAAGGUGGCGCUACAAGACCUGAGCGCUGAGCUGCGCGAGGAGCGUCAGAGUUCACAGGAGUUAACGCAGCAGUUUGCCCGUGCUAAAGCAUCAUGGGAAGUUGAACGGAUGGAACUCAAGAGCAUUAUCACUCAGCUGGAGGGUAAGAUGGGGAAGGCAUCUGUGGCUGGGGGUGAAAAGGAUUCUCCAGACCUCAAGGGGGCGCUAAAAAAGGAGCGGGAGGAGCAUCAACACCUGUUGGCGGACUCUUACGCUGCUGUGAUGGACCUCACCAAACAACUGCAGAUCAGUGAGAAGAACUGGAGCCGAGAGAGGCUAGAGCUUCUGGAGCAAUUCAACUUGGAGAGAAGUCAAUGGGAACAGCAUUUACGAGGAGCCCAGAGCAAAGGCACACAGGCUCUGCAUGAUAAAAUAUCUGAAAAGGAAAUCUCAGCAGAUGCAGCCACCAGUGGUUCAGGACUGCAAAGGACCAAAUCAAUUUCUGCCCUCUCUGAAUUUAAGAGUCUGCUGGACACUAGUCUGUUCCUUCCUGGUCACAAGGUCAGCGGAGUACCAGAGUGCAAUGUUCCACAGCAUCAAACUACUGCUCCUGCCUCCAUUCUGGCUCAUACCGACUUAAGUGAUCUCAAUAAGAAGAAUUGGAAGUACCUGACCAAUGAUUCUGCAAUGCUGGAGAAGGGUGACCAGUUUAAGACAUGGGACUGCCCAAGCACCAACUCUAACAGCAGCUUCCCUGGACUGGAGUUGAGCAAGGAGUACAUCCAGAGAAGUUACACCGCUCCAGAUAAGACGGGUAUUCGCAUUUAUUACAGCCCUCCAACUGUGAGGAGAAUGGAGAGGAGGCCAGUCAAUGAAAAGGCCCAGCAGGAUCCUCAGCAAGGACCAUCAUCUAGAGACGCAGCCAUGAUAGAUCCAUCAGGCCAGACUGCUGCAUUUGCACCUUUGUCGACAACUUCCUCAUCCACUUAUGAGCAAUGGUUGAGCUCACUUUCACAGCAGCAUAGAGAGCUGCUUGAAGGACGGACGGGAGGUUCUGCACCAUUCCACGGACUGGAAAUUUUAGGCAACCUUAGUGAUGACAUGAAGGAGAUGACCAACUGUGUGCGACAGGCCAUUCGUUCCAGUUCCCUGGAGAGGAAGUGCAGCAAAGAUACAGGGAGCCAGACAGUUGGUGUUUCAAAUACAGGAACGCAAACAUCACAGUUUGUCAGCAUUGGCCUACAAACUGAUGGACCCAUUCCAACAACUAGAGGCCUUCAAGGGAAAGCAUGGUCUCCUCGUCCAUCCACCUCACUUUCAUCUGCACGCUCCCGACAGAUCUCUUCAUCUCUAGAGAAAGUCCACAGUCGCAUAGAUAGACCAUGUUGCUCACCGAAAUAUGGCUCACCUAAGCUUACCCGCAGAAUCUCCACCUCCUCCUCCAAACUGGAGACCUCCUCAACAUCUUCAAGGGAUCGCAGUGUAUGGAAUCUUCAUAACCGUAGUGGAUCUCAGAACGGUUCGGCCUGGGCACGUUCCACCACCACCCGAGACAGCCCAGUGCUUAGUGGCCUCAAUGAUGGCUUGACCAGUCUCUUCAGUGUGGUGGAACACUCUGGAAGUGUUGAAUCAUUAUGGAAAGCAGAUCCAUGCUCGGGAAGACAAGCUGCUGGGAAACCCUCCUGUCCUAGCCUAGGUAUCGGUCUGGGAGAAGCGGGAGCUCAGAAGUACGGCAUGGUCCAGGAGUUUCUCCGCAACGUUUGCGGCAGGACUGUGCCAGCAGGCACCAUGGAUGAACCAAAGCCUGAAUGCCUACCUGGAGCCUUGAUUGGCACAGACAACAUCACAAAGAUCGUCAAUAAGAGGUUUAUGAAAACACAAAGAGAUGAGUUUGUAGCCACCGGAAAGGAUGCAAUGAGCUCAAGCUCUAGUACCCUGGAGGAUUCAGUUUGUGACUGCAGCUCACAAACUGCCACUUCCUGUUUUGCCCGCCACUCCCGCUCCACCACACGACAUACCCAUGGCCAGUGCAAACAUCGAGUGCAAGAGUCACCCAUGGGAACCGAAGAACGAUUCGAUACCAGUAAUGAAUGAGAAUGAGGGUGGCCUCUUGAGACACCCAAAAAGUACACAAAGAAGACAACUGUCAACACCCACCCCACACACACUGCCACACAAAUCCACUGCCACAUACGCCAAUACACACAGACACACCUUUAAACAAACAAAUACAUACUUCAUACCUUCAAUAAAAGUCUUCAGGGUUGCAACAAUGGGACCUUGAAGAAUUCCUGCAUCUGGACUUUCCAAACCAGACCUCAGUUUAACCAGCACACUUUAAUGCCAAGGAAGGUGAAAGAGUUGACCUCCCCUUUAGGUCCACCAUUCCACUGUCAACCAGCCAGAUUUCACAUUGUAAGUCCAUCAUUCCAGCGUAAACCAGCCAGACCUCUCCUUAAACUCUGCCAUUCCUUUGUUCUUCGUCCAGCUACCAGGACAGCUUAGCCAGCCAUUUCAAUCCCCAUGGGAGAACUUGAGUAAUCCAAACCAAGUUGACACCAGGUCUUAAUGAAGUCAUUUAGAUAUAAAGGGAACAUACAGCAUGCAACUGAACUACACAAACCAAGAACCUCAACAUGGCCUUCAGUAAGAUCAGUGGCCCUUACUUUUGACCACAAACAGCUUUGCUUGGAGUAGCUGUAAAAUUGUCCUGUAAACAGCCCUUGAUGGAUUCUUCAAAUUCACAACUUUUCCUUUUAAUGGUUAAGAAAGGUGUUAUCACCCAAAUUCAACGUGGUCUCAAUGUGGUAUUAAGUUUAUGUUAUCUAUAGACAAUCAUCUAAAUAGCUUGUUUCAACCACUAUAUAGACUCUGCAACUACUUGGGACCAUCUUCCAUUUUCAAACCAGCCAAAAUAUGAAAUACCCCUGGAGUUCUCUAAAAAAAGGACUGGAUGAUAUGAUUGAUCAUAUUGCAUUAUGGAUCUGUCCUUUUUAAAACUUAAUAUACUUAUUAUGCUGUCUGAAGAUGUCUACGAAGAGCACGUUGGUAGCUGUAGUGUAGAAGGAUAGCAGUUGUAUUGUUUGCUUUGGUGUUUGAACAUUAACAUUAACACGUAAAUCUCCAUUCCCUGGCUAGGAUGUCCUCAUGAAUUUUAAAGUGUAAUUGUCAUUUUUAUUCUUACCCUGUAGUUUUACAGAAGACAUGUUGCUGGGUGCAUCUUCUGCAUUCCUCCUCUUUAUAUUCUCUGUCUACCUCUUCAUCCUCCAUCAUUAUGCUGAAAUAAACCUAAUGGACCUUCAGUCAGGGUAGGCGCCAAUUUUCAUUUGAUGGGAAUGAAAAACAUGAGAUAGAAGUACAUUCAGUUUAAUAGGUGGUACUAUUGUGUGUUGGGAACAACUCUGCACAAUUUGAGUUGGGAAAAUUAGCUGUGACUGUAGAAAACCUAUUGAACUGAGACCUUGUUCUAAAUAUCAUGCUUGUGGUCAACCUUUAAGAUAUAACAUUGGUCAAAUAAUGCUGCAAAGACUGUCGGGUAGUAACUGUAUAGUCUAUAUCAGUGCAAACUCAGCAAAAGUGGACAUAAAAGGUGCUUAUUGGCCUAAAAGUGAGCUCGUAAGCACCCUUUUGAAACCUAAAAUGGUAAAUGGGACACCCUAUAUGCCCUAUUGCGGCACUUGCGGCAGUGUCAAUCUCUUACAGCCUCAUUCAUGCCAAAUUGAAUGUCGUCUACCCUGACUAAACCCCAUAAUCCUAUUUUCCAGAACACAUUUGAAAGCCUCACAAAAUACCAAUUAUGCAGAUAUUACAUAUAUAAACAGAGAUAUGUUUAAACUGAAACACUGAAUGCUAAUUAAUUGGCCAUAGUGAGAUUUUGAGAUUAGUGAGAUUUUAUCAGAUAAUCCCAAAAUAUAAUCCAUAAUCUGACCAUUCAUGUAGCUAUGCAGUUACCGUAAUACGAGUGUGUGCCUCCCUGUAUCGGCCCCUGCAUCAGUCAAGUGUGAUUGUAAUGUGUUUUCUCCAAUCUCCAGUUGGAGUGGUGCUGCAAAAACUGAAGUUUAGUCCUUUUCACUGGUGCUUUUCUUAGAUUUGAUGACAGUACAUUAGAGGAAACAUUUUUGUAUGCAUUUCACGAGCCAUAAGGAUUUGUCGAUUCAGCUCUUUUAUAAAUCGGGCAUUAGUAAAGUUUCAGAAUAUCACAUUUCUCAACGUCUGGCAAAAACAAAAAACAAACAAA
Molecule: messenger RNA, 6442 nt
Organism: Sinocyclocheilus grahami
Lineage: Eukaryota; Metazoa; Chordata; Actinopteri; Cypriniformes; Cyprinidae
Product: protein SOGA1-like
Exons: 13
Coding region: 1-4299 (1432 amino acids)
Biological process (GO): regulation of autophagy
Source: RefSeq, a predicted model, not a curated record